This is a messenger RNA of Exophiala xenobiotica, 1644 nucleotides long. RefSeq names its product cyclin-dependent kinase 1. Lineage: Eukaryota; Fungi; Ascomycota; Eurotiomycetes; Chaetothyriales; Herpotrichiellaceae. Gene Ontology annotation, cellular component: nucleus; cytoplasm; cyclin-dependent protein kinase holoenzyme complex. The transcript has 4 exons. The record is from RefSeq and is a predicted model, not a curated record. Gene Ontology annotation, biological process: signal transduction; G1/S transition of mitotic cell cycle; regulation of G2/M transition of mitotic cell cycle. Gene Ontology annotation, molecular function: ATP binding; cyclin-dependent protein serine/threonine kinase activity; cyclin binding. Bases 268 to 1254 code for a protein of 328 amino acids.
CAUCUUACUAACUGUACAACCACCGCACUGCCUUUACAACCGCAGACUCCUUUCAGCUGACCAGUUGCUUGUCAAGAGCAUGAUUCAGCCAUACUAACUCACAGGUUCUUAGUACUUGCAUCUCUCGCAACCCUCUCGCCUCAUCUUAAACCUCCGGGAAGUCCGUCCAGACCACCAAUCGACCGACCCCUUUCUUUUUUUCGAGCGCUGCCCACGAGAAGGACCGCACUUGACAAAUUGAUGAACCAAGAAUAACCUGGAGACAAAAUGGAAAACUACCAGAAGAUAGAAAAGAUUGGUGAAGGGACAUACGGUGUCGUCUACAAAGCCCGCGAUCUGUCCAAUGCCGGCCGCAUUGUCGCUCUCAAGAAGAUCCGCUUGGAGGCAGACGACGAGGGUGUUCCUAGUACAGCCAUCCGCGAAAUCUCUCUGCUGAAGGAAAUGAACGAUCCUAACAUUGUGCGACUCUUAAACAUCGUUCAUGCUGAUGGUCACAAACUCUACCUUGUCAUGGAAUUCCUCGACCUUGACCUCAAGAAAUACAUGGAGGCUCUGCCAGUGUCAGAGGGUGGUCGAGGCAAGGCACUUCCCGAAGGGUCGACCAUGGACAUGCAGAGACUCGGUUUGGGCAAGGAUAUGGUGAAAAAGUUCAUGGCACAACUGGUUGAGGGUGUUCGCUAUUGCCACAGCCAUCGUAUCUUGCACCGGGAUCUGAAGCCUCAGAACUUGUUGAUUGAUCGAGAAGGCAAUCUUAAGUUGGCGGAUUUUGGUCUUGCUCGCGCUUUCGGUGUGCCAUUAAGAACUUACACCCACGAGGUCGUCACACUGUGGUACCGCGCUCCAGAAAUCCUCCUUGGUGGCCGACAAUACUCUACCGGCGUCGAUAUGUGGUCUGUCGGUGCCAUCUUCGCCGAGAUGUGUACACGAAAACCUUUGUUUCCUGGUGACUCCGAGAUUGACGAGAUCUUCAAGAUCUUCAAACUGCUCGGUACACCCGACGAAAACACCUGGCCAGGCGUGACAUCCUUUCCCGACUUCAAGACCUCGUUCCCUAAGUGGCGACGAGAACCAAGCAGCAAGAUGGUUCCCAGCCUCGAACCUGCCGGUCUCGAGCUCCUAGAAGCCAUGCUUGAAUACGAUCCUGCUCACCGUAUCUCUGCGAAAGCAGCCUGCAACCACCCAUACUUCGCAGCUGGAUCAGCCGCGUAUUCUCAGCGUACCAAUGGUGCCCCUCGGAUAAAUGGGUUUCAUUGAAUCGGAAAGACGGGCAAUGAGAAAUGAUGUUCGUGGGUUGAAGGCUUGUGUCACACCUGGCGUUUAAGGCUUGCAUUGGACCGGGAUGAUUUAUGCAUGCGGCUUGCUUGGGAUUUGGCUAGAGAAGAGGCAACGAUUGACAUGGGUGAAACGGCUGUUAUUGAGUACAGGAAUUUUCCUUUUUCUUAUGCGAGGGGACAUUAUCCAUUUGGACGCACGGGGGCUUUCGACAAGAGGUCUCCGUCUGUCGAGGCUGCGUGCACUGCACCGAGCUUCUCCUGUGUAAGAUCUCAUUCAUAAAAAAGAAAGCAAGCAGAAAAGACACAAAUCUGCGUUGAAAGCUCUCAACGACGUGAUAUGGUCGCUUUCCAGGGGCGAUCCAUGGCUACG